Gamsiella multidivaricata is the source of this 2988-nucleotide messenger RNA. RefSeq lists its product as uncharacterized. Gene Ontology annotation, molecular function: protein binding. Gene Ontology annotation, biological process: endosomal vesicle fusion; vesicle-mediated transport; cellular response to starvation. The transcript has 14 exons. Gene Ontology annotation, cellular component: HOPS complex; late endosome. NCBI's taxonomy places the organism in Eukaryota, Fungi, Mortierellomycota, Mortierellomycetes, Mortierellales, Mortierellaceae. The record is from RefSeq and is a predicted model, not a curated record. Bases 1 to 2988 code for a protein of 995 amino acids.
AUGCACGAUGGGCAGAACAAGCACGCGGCAGAAGUAGAAAGCGCGGACGAUGGGGAAGACACCGCGGAAGAAACCGAAGAAGAAGAAGAAGAGGGAGAGGAAGAGGAUGGGGAAGAGGAAGGAGAGGAGAACGAUAACGAAGAGGAGGAGGAUGAAGACGAAGAGGAGGACGAAGAGGAGGACGAAGAAGAGGACGAAGAAGAGGAGGAAGGCGAUGAAACUGAGGAAGAGGAAGAGGACGAGGAUGAGGAAGAAGAGGAUGAGGAGCCAAAGCUCAAUUACCAGCGACUCGGCGCAGGUAUUGGGGAUAUGCUCAAGAAGGACUCAGCUAGUGCUACGACCGUGUCUGAACGUUUCCUGGCAAUGGGGACACAUUGGGGAGUGGUGCAUAUCAUGGAUUUUGAAGGAAACGAGAAUCAAAAGUUCCAGGCUCACGCGGCAACUGUGAACGACCUGAGCGUAGACCUGGAUGGAGAACACAUCGCGAGUGCUUCGGACGAUGGCAAGGUGGUUAUCAAUGGGCUGUUCCAGAACGAAAACCACGUCUUCAACUACAAACGACCUGUAAAGGCCAUUGCCCUGGAACCUCACUAUGCUCGAUCAACUUCCCGCCGGUUUGUGUCAGGAGGCAUGGCAGGACAACUCAUCCUCAAUGAGAAAGGCUGGUUCGGCAACCGAGAUGUCGUACUCCAUUCAGGAGAAGGUCCCAUCUAUGCUAUCAAGUGGUGCGGGAAUUUGAUUGCCUGGUCUAAUGACCUGGGAGUCAAGAUAUAUGACACGGAGACGGAGCAGCGUAUUACUUUUAUCGAUAGACCAGGAUCCAGUCCAAGAGCAGAUCUGUUCAAAUGCAGAUUGUGCUGGAGAAGCGAGACGGAGCUGCUGAUCGGCUGGGCUGCUCUUGUCAAAAUUGCAGUUGUCAAGAGUAGGCCAAAGGGUCAGAUGAAGGCCGGUUUGCCUGCGCACUAUGUUGAAAUCACUACCAUGUUUCAGACGGAUUUCAUCGUAUGUGGUAUUGCUCCUUUCAAGGACAUGCUAUUGCUUAUGGCAUAUAUAGUCGACGACAUUGAUGAGAUUGCCCAUAUCAGUGGCACAGAACGGAGUGAACGCAAGCUUGCGAAGCGACCAGAGUUACGCAUAAUUAACGCCUACAACGAGGAGAUCAGCUCUGAUGCCCUGACGCUACACGGAUAUGCGCAUUACCAGGCCAAUGACUACAUGUUCGAACAUCUGUCAUCACAAGACAUGUUUUAUAUCGGUAGUCCAAAGGAUCUUGUUGUUGCCAAGGAGCGCGACUUGGACGAUCAUAUCGAAUGGCUCAUGGAGAGAGAACGAUACGAGGAGGCCCUAGGGCAUGCUAGGGAAGCACAGAUUUAUGGAGGCAGCAAGAAGUUCAAUGCUAGUGAAAUCGGACAAAAGUAUCUUGGAUGGCUUCUUGAUCAGGGCGAGUACGAUAAAGCAGCUACUCAAUGCCCGAGUAUCCUUGGCUCGGACGCGGAUCUCUGGGAGCACUGGAUCUAUGCAUUUGCAGAAGCACGUCAGCUCAAGGCUAUCGCAGGGUAUAUACCAUUCAAGGAACCAACGCUCAGUGGCACCAUUUACGAACUGGUCCUGGCUCAUUUCCUCAUGCAUGACCAACAGGUUAGUUUACAAACAGUCAAAAGUUUCCCUCCAGGCCUUUACAACAUCCAAUACGUCAUCGUCCUUGUGGAGGACCGCCUUAGGCAGGACAAGGACAAUGUGUUACUGAUGGAAUCCCUGGCGGAACUAUAUACCCGAGCAGACCGUGCGGAUCGUGCGCUGGAAUACUUCUUGAGGCUACGACGGCCCAAUGUAUUUGAUCUUAUUCGCGAUCAUGACCUGUUCUCAGCUGUUCGCGACAAGGCCGUCCUGCUGAUGGAGUUUGAUCAGUACCUGUACGACCAAAAGAAAAUGGAAAGAGACGAGAAGCAUGCUGAUGAGGCCAAGGAAGCUGGAGGCACACCGUCUGAGGAAAGUCGUCCUCAGCCGACAGCCGAAGAUGAGCUCACAAAGGGACCCGCUGUUCAACUUAUGGUGCAUCACACAGAGGAAAUUCCGAUCAAAAAAGUCGUUUCACAGCUCCAGGCUCACCCUCGACAGCUACAUAUCUACCUGCAUGCACUCUUUUUGCGAGAUCCGCACCUCAGUUUUGAGUUCCAUGACUUACAAGUCGAGUUGUAUGCUGCAUAUUCGCCAGCCAAACUCAUUGAUUUCUUGAGGGCCAGCAACUAUUACUCUCUCGAAAAGGCAUAUCGCGCUUGUGAAAAACGGGACCUUGUGCCAGAGAUGGUGUUCCUGCUGGGCCGGAUGGGCAACAACAAGAAGGCAUUGAUGCUUAUUAUCGAGCGUCUGGGCGAUGUCGAGCGCGCCAUUAACUUUGCUAAGGAGCAAAAUGAUGACGAUCUUUGGGAAGAUUUACUCAAAUACUCCAUGGAUAAACCUCACUUCAUCCGGGGCUUGCUCCAAAACGUAGGCACAGAGAUCGAUCCGAUCCGCCUGAUCCGUAGGAUUCCCAACGGUCUGGAGAUACCAGACCUGCGUCCAGCACUCCUCAAGAUCUUGCAAGACUUCAACCUCCAGAUGUCCUUGCGGGAGGGAUGUCGUCGCAUCCUAGUGAGCGACAGCGUUGCCAUGGCGGAUCAACUGCAGCGGUCUCAGAAGCGCGGUAUUUCUUGUUCAGAAGAAACGUUGUGCUCUGGAUGUCAGGAACCAAUUUUUACCAGGGGGGAGAACCGUUUGCCGGGUUCACCAAUCUCGACAUUUGUGAUGUUCUUCUGCAGACAUGCGUAUCAUGACCGGUGUUUGUUUGCGGACGACGAGGAUACGAUGCCAAAGAUGAAGUCGUCGUUGACAAAGAUCGCAUUAAGAACCAAGGCAAACCAUGCGGCAUUGAUUCGGUCGAAGCGUGGACGCAAGCCAUGCCCACUUUGUGUCGAUCAAGCCAAGGUCGACCUCAGCUCAAAGGAAUAG